Labrus bergylta (ballan wrasse) is the source of this 4051-nucleotide messenger RNA. RefSeq names its product kelch-like protein 29. The record is from RefSeq and is a predicted model, not a curated record. Lineage: Eukaryota; Metazoa; Chordata; Actinopteri; Labriformes; Labridae. Gene Ontology annotation, molecular function: protein binding.
CAAGCAGUCUCGCACAUCUCGCAUUCACCACCGCGCAGCGAGCCCAGCAGGAACCGUCUGCCAAGUCCCGGUCACUUAACCAGGUGACGUGCAGCCCCGUGGCACAGACAGGACUCACUUACUCACCAGCACACAGCCUGCUACCAGAGCACUCUCUUCUUUUGGCUGUAAAAUGCAUCAACAGUGUUUGCGGGAUAAAACCAGCGUUCCUUCAUGAGCAUCGUCGCCGCGGAACAGGGACAAAACGCCGGGGGACAGGAGCGGCGAGCGGCCGGGGAGGUGCAGACGGAGAUACUCCAAAGAUCUCAUUUGUCUGUGAUGAGCAUCCUCACCCACCAGAGACCAAAGGCCUGCCCUCAUUGUUCCCUCUGAGAGGAAGAGGAAGUGAUGUCACGCCACCACAACCGCUUUGAGAGGGACUACCGAGGACCCUGGGAGCGGAGAGACAUCCGUCCUUCUGGCCUCCACAAUGGAGGAGCCAAUCACAGCUGCGCCCCCGCCGUCAUCAACGGCAACAACCGACCAGGGCUUCUCCCCCUCCCGGUCAUCCCCUCCCUCCUCCCCACCCCUGUUACAGUCGCCGUGACGACAUCGAGCAGUGACAUAGGAGUCAAGCGAGGCAUAACCCCAGCAGGAUUGGUGGCUUCGGCUUCGUCUAAGGUCUCAGGUGUGUCUCCUGGGGAAAAUCAGAGUCCAGGACUGCUGCUGGCUCCAGGGGUGAGGUGGGGACAGACGCCCAUUAACCAGCUCACACCUUGGGAUACAGAUGAGCCGCCUGCCAAGCAGCAUCGAGACAACGAACCCAGCGGUCCGACCUGGUCUGCACCAGUCGCAGUAGUGAGCCAGCCCAGCCUCUUGCCUCACACCUACACCCUCCCUCAGCCGCCCUCCUUCAGCCACAACGUGACCGUACAGUCACCCGUCGUCGGAGUAACCCCAUCCAUCCAGACACCUUUUCCACCCCAGCACCCUCUCAUGACUGCCCACUUCCAGCUGACGCCAAACUCCACCCAGCAGCCACCCUCUAUGGUUCUGACCAUGCCCAGUCAGUCUCCUUUCCCUUCUGCUCAGCCCACAGUUGUACCGUCCAUCCUAACUGCCCGUGCCAACCAGGUGCAUCCAAACCAUCACACCGUGAAUGGCAACGGGCACUUGUCAUCUCACCCCAGGCUCAUCCAGCCCCCUGCCCUACCUUUGACAAAUGGACAGGCAGCAGCAGCAGCAGCAGCAGCACAUGCUCCACCCUCAGCUGCAGACAAUCAUGACAGUACUAAUGGGCUGCAAAUGCUGCGGACAGUCGGGAUAGGGAAGUACCAGUUCAGCGACCCAGGACAUCCUAAAGAGAUGUUGAAGGAGUUGAACCAGCAGCGCAGAGCGAAAGAGUUUACAGACCUGAAAAUAAUAGUUGAAGGCAAAGAGUUUGAAGUCCACCAAAAUGUUCUAGCUUCCUGCAGCUUGUAUUUCAAGGACCUGGUGAAAAGGUCUUCAGGGGAGACGAGAAGCAGGGAGGUGCUGGAGUUGAACAUGAGCAACAUCAGCGCCGACGUGCUGGAGCUGCUGCUCGAGUUCGUUUACACGGGAUCGCUGGUCAUCGACUCGGCCAACGCAAAGACGCUGCUGGAAGCCGCCAACAAGUUCCAGUUCAACACCUUCUGUAAAGUCUGCAUCUCCUUCCUAGAGAAACAGCUGACUGCAGCUAACUGUCUGGGAGUGCUGGCUAUGGCUGAAGCCAUGAGCUGCACCGAGCUCCACAACAUGGCCAAAGCCUUCGCACUGCAGAACUUCCCCGAGGUGGCGGGACAGGAAGAGAUUCUGAGUGUGUCCAAGGAGGAUCUGGUGUCCUACCUGUCCAACGACAGUCUCAACACCAAGGGAGAGCUGGUCUAUGAGACGGUCAUCAAAUGGAUCAAACAAGACCCCGACUCCAGAGUGCAGAAUUUAUCAGAGCUGUUGGCGGUGGUGCGUCUUCCCUUCAUCCACCCGUCCUACCUGCUCAACGUGGUCGAUAACGAGGAGCUGAUCAAAUCGUCCGAGGCGUGUCGGGAUCUGGUCAACGAGGCCAAGCGCUAUCACAUGCUGCCCCACGCCCGGCAGGAGAUGCAGACGCCCAGGACUCGGCCCAGGCUAUCUGCAGGUGUAGUGGAGGUGAUCGUUCUGGUGGGAGGGCGUCAGACGAUUGGGAUGAACCAGCGCUCCCUGACAGCAGUCACCUGUUUCAACCCUCAGAACAGUAAGUGGUACCCGCUGGCCAGCCUGCCCUUCUACGACCGCGACUUCUUCAGUGUCAUCUCAGCAGGAGACAACAUCUACCUGUCAGGUGGCACAGAGAGCGGUGUGAUGGUGGCUGAUGUCUGGUGCUACAUGUCCCUGCUGGAUAACUGGAAUCUGGUGUCUCGGAUGACGGUGGCUCGCUGCAAACACAACAGCCUGGUGUACGACGGAAAGCUCUACACCAUCGGAGGACUGGGAGUAUCAGGGAACCUGGACCAUGUGGAGAGGUACGACACAAUCACCAACCAGUGGGAGACGGUCUCUCCUCUUCCUAAGCCGGUCCAUUCAGCAGCAGCCACAGUGUGCGGAGGGAAGGUCUUUGUGUUCGGAGGUGUGAACGAGGCCGGGCGCUCGGCGGGGGUCCUCCAGUCCUACGUACCACAGAGCAACACCUGGAGCUUCAUCGAAUCACCUAUGAUAGAUAACAAAUACGCCCCUGCAGUGAGUCUGAAUGGUUUUAUAUUCAUCCUGGGAGGAGCCUACGCUCGAGCCACCACCAUCUAUGACCCAGACAGAGGCAACAUCAAGGCCGGACCCAACAUGAACCACUCUCGGCAGUUCUGCAGCGCGGUGAUCUUAGAAGGGAAGAUCUACGCCACAGGAGGCAUCGUGAGCAGCGAGGGUCCCGCCCUCAGCAACAUGGAGACCUUUGACCCUUACACCAACACGUGGACUCUCCUGCAGCCCCUACCCUGCCCGCUGUUCAGACACGGCUGUGUGGUCAUCAAAAAGUACAUCCAGAGCAGCUGAGGGCGGCCUUGACUCCUAACUAUGGGAUUGAUGCCAAACACCAGCUGAGCUCUGGUUGAAGGACGAUGCGUGACGGCAGCUUGAAGCCAGGGUUGGUCGGUCUGUGACCUCUAGACUUGACGCCAGCAACUAUCCUUCCCACCCUCCAAAAACGCCCUGUGCAGAAUGUACUCAUACUAAACUACUCAGACAAUGCCUAACCUUCAGUACUGCGUGUGUCAUGGUCGUAGUUCAUCCUCCAUCCAACGAGCACAGGGACCCUCUUAGUAAACUUUAUUUUUGUCUUCAUUGUUUGUUGUCUUUUCUGUAAACUCAUCCCCUCCAUAUUUCUUUACUCUGAUGAUGCUCAGUGAAAGCCAAUGCAGGGUGAAAUUUCUGUCCCUUGAGGAGAAGUAUGUUUGACAGGAGAAGGUUUUAAAGUCAAAUCAAAGCGAGCCAAGUAUCUUUUGAUGCAAGAACUGUUUUCAGUUGCAACAUUAUGGAAACGCCUGUUUUCCUGUUUGUCCGCUGAUUUAAAGAGUCUCUUCUUUUUCGACUGUGUCAGGGAGUGUGUGUGAUUUUAUGAGGAAACCUUAAAAACAUGUUUUACUCUGUGGAACCCAAUUAUUUUUUUAGCUUGGUGACUUGCUCAACAUUUGAUUGAGAUAGAAAGGGAAUACUUAAGGUUCAAGUUGAAACAGAUCCUCUAGAAAUAAAAGCACAAUAACCAUCUGACUGUUAUCAUACACGUUAUCUGUUGAGUCAUCUUUCAUUUAUUCCAUCACUUUACCCAAACCUUCCCUUUUUUUUUUACAAUGCAACUCAAACAGGGAAUUGGAUUUGUAUUCUGUAAAUACAGGAAGGAAAUAUGUAUAUUUUAAAACCUGAAAGAAGAUCUGUAAAAAUGUUUUUUUAAAUCUGAAGAAAAUGCUGUAUAAAUGUUUUUAGAAAAAAGAGGUUGAAUUUAAAAUGGUAUGUCUGUAAAUCUGUAAUCGAAAAGGAGAAUUUACCAGUGCUUAUUAAAACCUAAUACAAAUAUUAAACAUUUAAA